Molecule: messenger RNA, 1832 nt
Organism: Varroa destructor (honeybee mite)
Lineage: Eukaryota; Metazoa; Arthropoda; Arachnida; Mesostigmata; Varroidae
Product: luciferin 4-monooxygenase-like
Molecular function (GO): CoA-ligase activity
Source: RefSeq, a predicted model, not a curated record
AGAUUGUAUCCAUCGGUAAGAAGAAAAAGCCCCUUGCGGAGCAACGAAGGUGAACCUGCUUAAUGUAGUGUUUAAUAGCCAAGAAAAAGCUUUUUUAUGCGUCACUAAGGUGCUUCGGUCAUUGUGGAACAGACUCUCAAACAGACCAUCGGCCUGCUAAAGAUGAUUGUCACGUCCAGGCUCGAGGACCGUGUGAUUGAAGAAGUGCCUGCUCACAUAUUUUACAGAAAUCGCUGUCAGCUUUUUGGAAAUAAAAUUGCGGUGAUUGAACAUAGAACGGGUCGUACGUUGACGUUCAAUGAUGUACUUCAUGAAGUUGAGCGGCUGGCUGGAGCUUUUCAAGAGCUUGGAAUGUCCGCGAGAGAUCGCGUGGCGCUCCACGGCAACAACUCCAUAGACAUUUUUCUAGCGUAUCUCGCGGUACAUUUCAUCAAUGCAACAAUUGUCGCAUGCAAAACCACCCUUGUAGUCCGAGAAAUGGUAUAUCAAUGUGCAACUGCAAAUGUGAAGUUUAUCAUUGCGGACGACGCGGCAUACGAGGUGACUUUAAAGAGUCUUGACCAGCUUCCAGAAGUUAAGACUGUCAUUCUGGCGAAUAUGGAAAGCCCACCGGCGUCACAUCCAGAACUCAUGACGGUGACACAGCUUUUACUCACCAGCACUCACCCGUUUAGCCCUCCUAAAGACGUCUGUCCACGUGAAGAUGAGAUUCUUAUCACAUUUACCUCGGGUACGACAGGCUUACCUAAAGGAGUGUUGCACACGCACUUUACCCACCAGUCGCAACUUAUCUGCUCGAGCGAGGAAGGUACGCAAGUUUUACGCGGCUCCGGUACGAUUCUCCAGUGGUGUCCGAUAAGCCAUGUGUCUGGCUCGAUUUUUUUCCCGCUGGCAAUCUACAUCGGCGCCACCUCCGUUGUUGCGAACACGAAUCAGGAUCUUGAGAAUUUCGUCAACAUAUGCGAAACAUACAGGGUUACGGAGUUGAUGGUAUUUCCGGUCAUCCUCCAGAGACUGAUUGAAAUAUUACGGCAAGCUCCGGGGGCGUGUCGUUCAGUAAAGCACGUCGUAGUAGGAGGCAGUACUAUUUUUGUUUCGUGGUCAGAAGCUCUGAUCGGUUUACUUGAACUUCAAAGCUACCGAAUCUUGUAUGGUAUGAGUGAAUGUUUUAUCGUCACGAUAACCGAGGAUAACAAGUGCACAACCCAGUCAGUUGGGAGACCAUAUCCAAAUACGCGCAUGAAGGUCAUCGAUACGAAAAACGGCAGUAUGCUCAAUCCCUACGAAAAGGGCGAGUUAGCGGUCAAGAGUGAUUUUAUUAUGAAGUCAUACGACAAGAGACCCGAUGCUACGUCUGAAGCCAUUACCAAGGAAGGCUGGCUGCUUACAGGUGAUUACGGAUAUAUGGAUAAAGAAGGUAAAUUUUAUAUAUGCGAACGCCUAAAACAGAUGAUCAAGUGUCUAGACAACCAGCUGUCUCCUGCCGAGUUAGAGGACCUAUUACUUCAGAACGUGGCAGUAAAAGAGGCCAUCGUCAUUGGACUCCCGGACAAGAAGUACGGCGAGGCGCCGACCGCCUACAUUGUCCUUAAUAAGGGACAUUCGCCAAGCGAUGAACUCAAACAAGAACUUCUCGAUAUGGUUAAACGAGAAUUUGCUUACUACAAGCAUCUGUACGGUGGAGUCUUUUUCGUGGAUGAACUUCCGAAAACUGACAACGGAAAAUUCGCUCGCGUUGAACUCAGAAGUCUCGUCACAGCUGGUCAAAUUAGUAUAAUCAAUCAGACAGCCUGAUAAUAACGACUGAUAUUCUUAAAAGAAAGAAAAAAAAA